Messenger RNA from Priapulus caudatus, 774 nucleotides. RefSeq lists its product as uncharacterized. Gene Ontology annotation, cellular component: lysosome. Lineage: Eukaryota; Metazoa; Priapulida; Priapulimorpha; Priapulimorphida; Priapulidae. Gene Ontology annotation, biological process: proteolysis. The record is from RefSeq and is a predicted model, not a curated record. Gene Ontology annotation, molecular function: cysteine-type peptidase activity.
GCUGCAGUGUGUAGCGCGCGGGGGCGAGGACACAGGGCGGUGGAACACACAAGGGAUCUUAAUCUUGUAGGUGCAUGGUAACUGAUUAUAAGCCGAAGAUGGCCGUGUUGCCGCGGUGGUUACUAGCCGCUGUUGUGGUGCUAGUGUCGAUCGUCGCCGCGACCGCGACGUGGAUACCAGAGAAUUCUGACUUUCCUUACGCAGACGACGUCAGCGGGGACUACUGUCGCACGCGCGUGCCGACGUGCUGCACGGAUAGGGAUGACGAAUGCACAGUGCCCAUACUGGACACUGUCUGCUACUGUGAUAUGUUCUGUAGCCGUGAUCGCACCGAUUGUUGUCCCGACUUCUACGAGACUUGCCAGGGACACACGGGAGAUGGCGGGCUGACACGUACUCUGGCUCUCACUUCUCUCCGUUGACCUUAGACGAAGGGUCUUCCUACAUGCUGGGAACUAAGAAACCGGAUAAGUUCAUCUCUACGAUGGUUCCGAUUAACUAUGAAGAUUUGGCCAAGCAGUUACCGACUAAUUUCGACGCCCGCGACAAGUGGGGAGAAUGGGUAGGACCAAUUAGGAACCAGGAACUCUGUAACGCCUCGUGGGCGUUCUCUACAACCGCGGCUGCCUCUGAUAGACUGGCGAUUCUCUCUAAUGGCACCGAGCUAGAACGGCUGUCGGCCCAGCAGCUUCUGAGCUGCAACCGCAAGAACAAGAACCCGUGCCUUGAUCCAGGUGCCCUCGAAAACUCGUGGUGGUUCAUGCGCAGGACAGG